This is a messenger RNA of Paramuricea clavata, 900 nucleotides long. Lineage: Eukaryota; Metazoa; Cnidaria; Anthozoa; Malacalcyonacea; Plexauridae. The record is from the annotation of a GenBank genome assembly.
AUGCCUUUGCCGACAUUAUUGGAUGCGGAAAAUAAAGAGCUAUUUAUGAGAGUUUUAAAUUUCUCGUAUCCUUUAACGAUUGAAAAUGUGCAAAAUGAGCAAUGUGGUGUACAGCUUUUUAUGCAUUUUCCUACAUCCUCUGAUUCUGGUAUCGAAAUUUUUUUUAAGACCGACAUGAUGUAUUUACCCCCGGGUUCCUACACGUUACAAAAACUUCUCGAUACGUUGAACACAUUUGUUGCCGAAUAUGAUGUUAAUUUUACAAUUUUAAAUAAUAACCGUGUCGGUGUAACGUACAAUAUCGAGCGUGAAUAUUGGCAUUCUGACUCGCAUAUAAAAAGAGUUUCAACAAAACCCCCCCAUCAAGUAUUCGAAGUUUUUUCCCAAAAUACCGCAGUAGGUGACGAAUUUGAAAUGGUCUUUACCCAAUCUUUGGCAUACAUGCUAGGUUUGCAAGAAAUAAAGGUUCAUCCAGACGUUGUUAAAACAAAAUCAGAAUGGGAAAAAGGAUCUUUUUUUUUUAAUAUUGAAAUACAACCACCCCAUGAUUGGUACCGUUUCAUGAAUAAAACAAAUGCAAGUGGAGAGAAUAAAUUUGCUUGUUCAUUCAUGGGUAAAGCCCUUCCCGAUAUUUCCAAUGGUAUUGAUAAAAUGUUUGUAUAUUGUGAACAAUUGGAAAUGUCUGUUGUUGGCGAUACAUAUGCACCCUUGUUGGCUAUUAUACCUUUAAACGGUAGCGAUCGAGGUAGUGGUGCAUUGGCUACAUAUACACCGCCGAGUACACGUCGUAGAUUAAUCAAAAGUAAAAUUAACGAAUUUAAAGUUACAAUCUAUGAUACAACACAUACGCUAAUACCUUUUAGCAGCGGAUCUGUGAAUAUCGAGUGUGUUGUGGAAUAA